Molecule: messenger RNA, 1269 nt
Organism: Williopsis jadinii
Lineage: Eukaryota; Fungi; Ascomycota; Saccharomycetes; Phaffomycetales; Wickerhamomycetaceae
Exons: 1
Coding region: 1-1269 (422 amino acids)
Biological process (GO): magnesium ion transport
Cellular component (GO): membrane
Molecular function (GO): magnesium ion transmembrane transporter activity
Source: RefSeq, a predicted model, not a curated record
AUGCUACCUAAGAAGAUAGUUAUUGGCACAGUUGUGGGUGUGGUUUCAUCAGCGACGCAGAGCGUUGGCCUUACACUACAGAGGAAAUCGCACAUUCAAGAAGACCUCAUCACCUCAGCUGACUCUCGAAGACCACCGUACCAGAGGCCGUUAUGGAGGUUUGGUUUUAUACUGUUUCUCAUUGCAAACCUGCUAGGGUCCAGCAUACAGAUCACGACGCUGCCGUUGAUCAUACUGAGUCCUCUCCAGGCUGUGGGCCUCGUGUUCAACUCUGUUUGCUCUGCCACGAUACUGAACGAAGGGUUCACGCCCUACUCGAUAUCAGGCACGGUGUUUGUUGCUGUGGGUGCCUUGGUAAUAGCGUGGUUUGGCAGCAUGGAGGAGCCAAACCAUUCAUUGGAUGAACUGUUGCAACUGAUGGGUAGAGGCUCGUUUGUUUGCUGGAUAUUGCUCAGUUGCACUGCCAUUGUUCUAAUUCUGGCAUGGAUCAACGUUGUCAGGUUGAUAGAAAAGAAACAAUACGACGUUGAUCACCUACCACAGUCCGUCAUUGGAGUGUUAGUGCUGUCCUCAGAGAAGUUCAGAUUCAUUAAAGGUUGUCUUUAUGGCGUUGUAAGUGGAACACUCUCUGCACAUUCGUUGCUGCUGGCCAAGUCUGCAGUCGAACUCAUACUGAACGCCGUUGUGAGGUCGAACUAUACAAGCUUCCAAAAUGUGAAGUGUUGGAUCAUCAUUGCGUCCUUCUUCAUACUGGCAAUAACACAACUUGUAUUUCUUAACAAGGGGCUGAGGUUUGUUUCCACGUCAGUCCUCUAUCCUCUGGUCUUUUGCAUAUAUAACGUGACAAACAUCAUCAAUGGGCUGGUGUUCUACAACAGCUUCCAACUGCUAUCGAAGACAGAGAUUAUGAUGAUCGUGCUGGGCACAAUGAUGGUGUUAUUCGGUGUUUCACUACUCAGUUGGAGACUUGAAGACCAUUCUGAUGCGAAGGAGUCAAACUUCAUAAGUGAACACACCUCAUUGGUAUCACCAGUUCUGGCAGACAACGAGAGAGCAGGAUACGUCUCUUUUGGAUCACCCACGGGUGAACUGUGUCCGAAGAUUGACGAUGAGCCUACCAGUGAAGGCCCUGAAUCUCCAUCAUCUAUGUUCAAGUACGGCUCCGUUGCGGACCAUGCACAGGGUGUAAAGGGCAAGAGAAGAAGCAGGAGGGUGCUAUCGUACGAACAGUCAGAGCUGCUCCAUCAGUUGAACCACAUGGAUAUAUAA